Molecule: messenger RNA, 1041 nt
Organism: Rhododendron vialii
Lineage: Eukaryota; Viridiplantae; Streptophyta; Magnoliopsida; Ericales; Ericaceae
Exons: 1
Coding region: 1-1041 (346 amino acids)
Molecular function (GO): zinc ion binding; nucleic acid binding
Source: RefSeq, a predicted model, not a curated record
AUGUCAGUGUCGAAAUAUGACAGAAUCUUCACAGAUUUAAGUCGGUUUGCACCACAUAUGGUUGAUACAGAUGCUCAUAGGGCAAGGAGGUUUGAGGAAGGACUAAAGGAUGGGCUACAUGAGCCGAUCAAACUUCUUAGGUUGCAAACUUAUGCUGAUAUACUAAAUGUGGCUUUGUUGUCCGAAGAAGAUCGGGCUAAAAGCAAAGCUAAGGCAGAAGGGCAGAAAAGGCAGACUACUUUCGUGCCAGUCAGGAAUCAGGGAGUCGGGGGUUCUUUUAAAAGGCAAAACAUGGGUACAUCGGGGUGGAGUCAAGGUGGAAGCAGUAGUAACAAUAGUGGUGGCUCUCGACCAUGUCCUAAAUGUGGAAGAGCGUAUAGAGGUCAGUGCUACAGGGAUACAGGGGCAUGCUUUAGGUAUGGGCAAAUAGGGCACUUGAUGAAAGAUUGUCCGGCCAUGACGAAGCCAAAUGUGAGAACACCAACUGCUACCACUAGUUCAGCACAGAGCUUAGGUACGAAACCGGCUAUGGGGAAGAAACAAGGCAAGGUCUUUGCUUUGGUUCCGGGAGACUCUCAAAAUGCAAAUUCAGUGGUGUCAGGUACACUUCAAAUUUGUGGGCAUUCAGCUUAUGUGCUUAUUGAUUCGGGAUCUACUCAUUCUUUUGUUUCUAUGCAAUUUGCUGCUAAGUUAACUAGACCACUUGAACCACUUGACCACGAAUUGCAUGUGUCACAACCUAUGGGUGGUAAUAUUGAAUGUUCUACUGUUUAUAAGGCUUGUGAUAUUUUAGUUGGAGGUGCGUAUUUGUUAGUUGAUUUAAUUCCUUUAAAUAUGGGUCAUUUUGAUGCUAUAUUGGGAAUGGACUGGUUGACCUCCAACUUUGCCACCAUAGAUUGUAUUGCUAAGACAGUAAUGAUUCAGAUACCAAAUGGCGUUGAUGUUACUUUUGAGGGGAAAGCAGUGGUUUCACCGCCUUACCUGAUAUCUGCUAUGCGGGCUCGUAAAUUGAUUGGUAAAGGGUGUCAGGGUUAUUUGUGA